AUGGCAAUGGAUAACUGCACGGAUAAUUUUUCUGACGCCGUCACUACACCUGGAGAUGUGUACACAUCUAUUGUCGAGACAGGCAUAUUAACUAUUUCAUUCGUCCUCAACGUGAUAAUCGUCGCUUGUGUUUGCUGUAGCCCGCAUCUGCACACGUUCUCUAAUGUCUUUGUGGUUUCCCUAGCUGUCAGCGAUAUAUUAUUUGCUACAGCCUAUGAAUUCACUUCUGCUGUCAAUCUGUACAUGGCCAGUACACAUCUACCAUCACCCUGCUCUCCAGUUUUACAAUGCAUGAGUUCAUAUUUAGCAUCGUGUAGCAUGAUCUGCAGCCGAAUUUGUCACUUGGUUGUUUCCGUUGAACGCUGGCUUUACAUCGCCUGGCCGUUCGUACAUCAAAGAGUGAUAACUACUAAAUCUAUCAUCAACUGUUUGAUAUGUGUUUGGAUCAUAUCAAUGUUAUCAGGUGUACACAUAAUCACAGAUUGCCGAUCUAGUUACACAGAGUUUAUGAUAGGAUAUGCUACCAUAGAUGCUUGCGUCCACUUUGUAGUAGGAAGCCUAAUGGUGGCCAUUUAUGUCCACAUCGGAUUUAUCAUUCGACAACAAAGUGUGGCUAUUCUUAAAUCUAGACCGACUGUCGGUAACAACAAUGUUGGUACAAUAAAUAGCAGAAUUGCUUGGAACAUCGUCCGUAUGCCCGUUACAAUAUUCGGAACAUUUUUUUUAUGUGUGACCCCUAUUGUCUUCUGUAAUAUUUAUUUGUUUGCAACAGAUGAAAGUCCGACAUUUUAUCAUGGUAAUACAAUGUAUGAUGUUCUCAGAAUAAUAACAAUAUUUCACACCUGGGCCAAUUUCUUGGUCUACGUGCUCCAGGAUAAAAAAUUUAGGUCAGUGAUGGCAUGUUACUUGUUAAAAAUGGGAACGGUAAUUUGGCCUAUCAGAAUUCACCCAAUAAACAAUUAA
Messenger RNA from Candidula unifasciata, 963 nucleotides. Lineage: Eukaryota; Metazoa; Mollusca; Gastropoda; Stylommatophora; Geomitridae. The record is from the annotation of a GenBank genome assembly.